Molecule: messenger RNA, 4098 nt
Organism: Pocillopora meandrina
Lineage: Eukaryota; Metazoa; Cnidaria; Anthozoa; Scleractinia; Pocilloporidae
Source: the annotation of a GenBank genome assembly
AGCGGGAACAGGCUGCAGAAACUUGCGCGCUAUGUUUGUUGAGAUGAAAGAAAAUAUAUGAACUUGAAUUUCUACCUCUUUUAUAUGACGAGAGGUUAGCGGGAAAGUGCGGAUUUUUUCUCGCUCCCUCAUGGAAGCUUUCCGAAAGCUUGAGAAAAUUGGAGAAGGAACAUACGGCGUUGUCUAUAAAGCAAAAGAUAUCGAAACAGGACAAACGGUCGCUUUGAAAAAGAUCCGGUUAGAUGCGUAAGUAGUACAAAGUUUUGUGCAUGCUAACCUUCGGUUCAUCCCUGGAAUUUCCAAUAUUUAGGUUCACUUUAAGGUCUAUUCGAAAAUUAAGGAUAGUUUGACUAAAAAAUCUUCGUGUUUUUUGCAGUAAAAUUGAGGAAAAUGGCUUUAGUUUCUUUAAAAGCGUGGGGAUAAACGUGGAAACCUGCGAACGCUCAUUGUGAGCUGGCAUGAGUUGUUUAGCCAUUUAUUUUGUAGGCUAGUUAAAAUUGCGUUACCUUGCAUUUUUCUCUCAGGGAAUCUGAUGGAGUUCCAAGCACAGCAAUAAGGGAAAUUUCUUUACUCAAAGAACUAAAUCACCCAAAUGUGGUGAGGUAGGUGAAGAUAAUUGAAAGCUGUAAUUGUUGUGGUUGUUUAGACCUGUGGUUUCUUUUGCCUUGAGCUCACUGCGAUUAAAACAACGGCAAUCAAAUAUUGAAGACACUGUCGGUGACUAUCGUCAAAUGGCACGAAAAGAAAAUGCUUCUCUAAACGCCAAAUAAAAACACCAAAAGUCCUGUAGGAAUUUUGUUAAUGAAUGAAUGAGUGGCGAAUGUUGGACUCGACCAAAAUGUAGUUAAUUUCAAUUUGUGAAAACCACCCAAAGAGCGUAGGAUUAUUGUCGUGAAGCCUCUAGAACAUCUCAGACGAAUACGUUAUUUAAUUUUUCGAUUGUAUUUCAACUUCAGCGCUUUGUGUAGCAUUUUACAGCUAGGGAAAAGAAAACUAUUUGUGGGAUCUUCGUGUGUCCUUAAUUUGUGUCGUGUGAUGUCCAUUGCGAUGUUUUUCCUUAUGUUAAUUGGGUUCCCUCUUCUUAUGAAAUCCCACCAGAGUCACUCAGCCUCCGUUUAACGAAACUAUUUUCAUACAUUUCUCUUAAGUCAGGCUUUUUAUAGUUAGAUUGAAUGCUGGUAAUCUCAUAGCACUGCAUUUGAGAAUAUUAGGCGGAUUUCGAUAGCCAUUGCGUUCGCUAUAAUCUCUCAGAUUGUUCAUUUCGUCAGAAAGUACAUAAAUAGCGCUCACUGUCUAAUUUGACCUGGGGUCAAACGGUAGAGUAAGUUUUCAAGGUUGAUAUUUGUGAUAAGCAAAAGGAAAGCGACAAAAUCGUUCCUUGUCAUAUAUUGUUUGAAUUACACCACCAUAUGUAUUAUACCCACGUGUUGACAAUGGUGUGAACAAUGGAGCUAAGCUUGCCCCUUUUUAACAAAUGGCAACUCCUUGUAAAAUAUCGGGAUUCAACAAUUUAAUUCAAUUCAUUCCUCAACUUGCAGUUUUGGUAUUGUUGUUUCUUUUUCACUAUUGUCAUCUUAAUCACAGAUGGAACCUAGGUUUUGUCUCAGUUGCAUUAAUAAUAUUAAAAUAAUAAAUAUUACAUCAAUAGUGCUGAUAAUCUUGAUGAAAGUAAUCUUGUUUUACUGUCUGAUUGGCUGUACUGUAAAAAAACCCUGUCAAAACAUAAGGAACAUAAGCAACAUGCUUUCUUUUGUCCAAAAAGCUGAUUCAUCUGAAGAUUUGUAUUGCUAAGUUUUAAAACUUUGGGAGGAAUUUGGAGGCAGUUGUAAUCUUUCUUUCAUUCACACAGAUUGUUGGAUGUGGUUCCCAGUGAAAAGAAGCUCUUCAUGGUGUUUGAGUUCCUUGAUAGAGACCUUAAAAAAUACAUGGACUCAGUACCUGCUGGUGGAAUUUCACUACCUUUAGUCAAGGUAACAUAAUUUCCAUCAGUGAAAUUCUACUAUGCCUCAGUGUUAACUGUGUUACCUGCCUCAAAUUACUUUUUCACCUGCAAAGAAUAAAAUUCCAGACCUUAAAGUUUUCCUCUUGGAUGUUCUGCAACUGAGCUACAGUGAACCCAAUGAUGAGCUAGGUCAUUAUUAGAUCUAUAUGUCACAUGCAGCCUGCUUACUGUAACGAUCAGCUAUCUUUUUGAACAGCCUAAAUCCAUUAAACAAUUAUGCUGAGAUUAACCAUCUGUGCCAACUCUAAAACUUUUUAUUUCCAGAGCUACCUCUAUCAGUUGUUAAGUGGUAUUGCAUUCUGUCACUCACACCGAAUCCUACACAGAGAUCUAAAGCCACAGAAUCUUCUUAUAGACGCUCAUGGAUCCAUAAAGCUGGCAGAUUUUGGUCUUGCUAGAGCUUUUGGAGUACCAGUUAGAUCUUAUACACAUGAAGUAGUAACCCUGUGGUAUAGGGCACCUGAAAUUCUCUUGGGUUGCCGUUAUUACUCCACCCCCGUAGAUGUGUGGAGUAUUGGAUGUAUAUUUGCCGAAAUGGUCAGUACAGCUGCUUUUUCCCCAUAACUGCCUCUUAUCCCAUCUUUAAUGUGUUCUCUUGUUUUUAAACAUACCCAUUGACUUUUCACAGAUAACCAGAAGAGCUCUUUUCCCUGGAGACUCAGAAAUUGAUCAGCUAUAUCGAAUUUUUAGGUAAGUUAAGGGAACAAAAAAGGUUUGAAACAUAUCUCCAAUUAAUACUGUAAAAAUUCUCAAGGGUUAGUUUUCUUCAAACCAUCACAGAACUGACACCAUUAGUCUCUUAAUGUUAAUUGAUAGAAGAUUCUUAUCCAAAGAAGAGAUAUUAAGUAGUGUGGCACUUUACUUCACAGAACAUUAGGAACUCCAGAUGAGAGACUAUGGCCAGGAGUAUCUGAGCUCCCUGAUUAUAAAACAUCUUUUCCCAAAUGGCCUGUGCAAAAUCUUCUCCAAGUUAUUCCUGCUUUAGGUCAAUCAGGUGCUGAUUUAUUACAGGUGAGGCUAGGGGAUAUUCAGUGAAUGAUGAAACAAUAGGAAAAAUUGAUAAGAAAUCGUUAUCACUCAUUUUGCAGGCUAAAAUAGAGAUCAGCUCAUGUGAUUGAUCAGACUGUUUUGUGAACCUUUUCUUUUUUUCAGUUUUAAUUCUCAAAGCCCUUCAAACUGAUAACAAUGGUAACAAAGUAUAUGUUCUUGGGUACAAAUGUUUCGUUUAAACCCUCCCCUAGCAGCAUGGGCUAAACUGACUCAUAGUCAGUUACUUCAAACAUUAAUUCAGUUAUUUUAUUGGUCGUAAAGGUUGAUUCAGUCCAAAGUAAACACUUCAUGAUCUUGUAAAUGAAAGAAAUUCAUAACUUAAUUUAUCCAACUCUGCCUGUGAGAUAAUCAUCAACAGCACAUUUUUGUUAUUACUUCCUUGCAGCAAAUGCUUAAAUAUGAACCAACGAGUCGCAUAUCAGCCAGGAAUGCUCUAAGUCAUCCUUUCUUUAGUGAUGUAAGAAGAAGUGCACCAAAAUCAUGAACCACUUUCAAGGUUCUCCAUCCUCCCCACUUCCAUAACUAGAGGAUGACAGAAUAACUAUUUAUAACUAAAAGAGUGUUUAUAAAUGUCACACAAACUUAUUCCUGGAGCUCAAUACUCAUGGAACUCACCCAAACAGCAUGGUGGCCAUAGUUUUGUGCUAUUUCAGAUAAGGCACUUUUCUUCUACUCUCAUUACAAUAUUGUCACAAGAACAUCAUUUUAAAAAAACUGCAGUAGAAAUGCAGUUUCCAUACUUCUUUCUUUACAAGAUGAAUUAGAAUUAUUGCAAAGAAAUGGCUUAGAGUCAGCUAUAUUUUAAAGCCACUUCAAAUGCUGGUGCUUUUAAAUUUACUAUUUUGUGGAAUUUCUGGUCAUUAGCUUUACAUUACUCAUUGUAAAUACUUGUACUCGUGUGCCUGUUGUACUGUAGAUACAUGAUACCUUAAGAUGAAAUGUUUCCAUUGUAUUACUUAAUUUAAAGUACUGAUGAAAGGCACUAACAGGAGUGCAAAUAUUUGAAAGAAAAUUGUACAUGUAUGACAACAGAAAUAAUACAUUAU